ACAGGGGAUGUGAUACAGUCACACACACAGACUGUUCUUUUAGGACAUCAUGGCCAGUUAUUGACAACCUGCCGACACAAAACUGUAGCAGUUAUUUAUUUUAUUUAUUUUUUUUGCGAUACGCGACAGAUGUGCACAGUGUACAGUCACCAGCCAUCGAGGUGGGUUUGAGUUUGAAGUGACACUUCGCAGACUGAAGCUGACUGGGCACCAGCGGAGCGCAGACGGAACGGUUUGCACAGAUCGCCGCCUCGACAGGAAUAUUGUGGAGAGCGGUUUCUGGACGUUCAAUUUACUGCCGGGCUGAUUUGCUUUAUUGAAAUAUCGUAAAAGACACAGAGAGGGAAGAGGCUGUUGACUUAUGGCGAGUUGCGUGUAAGAAGAUUGAACCUGAAGCAAGAUUUCAUUUCCACCAUGUCAGCCAAUGGGAGCUCAGAGACGGUUUGCAGGUCAGAGGUCAGACCGAGCAACAACUCCUGCAGCCAGAAGGAACUGUCUAUCACCGCCUCCGUCAUCUCUAUGACUGUGGGCAUAUUCUCCAAUGGGCUCGCGCUCUUUAUCCUCAUCAAGUCUUACAUCCGCAUCCGGAUCAAGUCCAAGGCGUCCUUCCUGCUGUUCGCCAGCAGCCUGGUGCUCACAGACCUGCUGGGUCACCUCAUCAACGGCUCCCUGGUGCUUUUGGUCUACAGCUUCCACAAGAAAUGGGAGACAUUUGACCCUUACCGCAUUGUGUGCAGCGUCUUUGGGGCGUGCAUGGUGUUCUUUGGCCUGACCCCCUUGUUCCUGGGGAGUGUCAUGGCGGUGGAGCGCUGCAUUGGAAUCAUCAGGCCUAUCUUCCACUCUACAGCAUUAGCUCCCCACCACAUGAAAAGGCUCCUCGGACUCAUGUGGCUGCUUGCUGCCCUGGUGGCUGUGCUGCCUGUGCUACUGUGGAGGCCCUACAAGGUUCAAAGCUCCAGGAGCUGGUGCUUCUUUCACAUGGAGGAACCCAGAGACUGGCUAGAUGUGCUCCUCCCUCUGAUUUUCUCUAUGCUGGGGCUGCUGGCCCUACUGCUCUCCAUUGUGUGCAAUGCACUGACAAGCUGCGCUCUGCUGCAGGACAGACUGCGCCGCAAGCAUCACUGUAGAAGCACUUCCUACCACUUAGAGAUGAUCUGCCAGCUGCUGGCUAUCAUGUUGGUGUCGUGCGUGUGCUGGGGCCCAUUGCUGAUUCACGUCAUCGUGGUGAGCACCAGAGCCCAGGACGAGCGUGCGUCUUCCAGUCUGCUGAUGGUGAUACGCAUGGCCACAUGGAACCAGAUCCUGGACCCCUGGGUCUACAUCCUCCUGAGGAAGGCUGUUCUGAGGAAAAUCUUCAUGUUGUUUCACAGCUGCUGGGGUCCAAAGUCUCAUAACUUAAACCGCUGGCAGCGUAGCAUGCUCCACAGCUCGAUGGAGACCAGCAACUCAGGCGCCGGGCCGACUGACUGCCGCUGCCCCGGUAGACUUCCUCUGUCAGACACUGCGAUCAAAUCCAUCACCUGAAACAUGGUCACGUUGUUUGGAUCUGAGAACACCUGUGAGGAAAAAACGGGAAGAAGCUGUGAAGAUGUGCAGAAUUUUGUUGGAAUACAGACACUCAAAGUAGUUGUACAUAACCACCAAUUUAAAGUUAUUUUUCAUGUUCUCUUUAGUAAUCAUGAACUGGCAGUAUUGUGACCUAUUGUAUAAUGUGGGAUUCAUUUUCUGUUCUCACCUUUGAGCUCUGCUUUUCGCAUCAGCGGCUGUGAACAAAAUAUGUCUAAAAACGUCUACAGUGCUCAGAAAAUAUUACAGUCACAGACAGGUUAGUUUAGUCAUUCCUUAAUUCAAUUUGUCUAUUGAAAAAGUGA
Messenger RNA from Etheostoma spectabile (orangethroat darter), 1871 nucleotides. It is a transcript of the gene ptgfr, whose product is annotated as prostaglandin F receptor (FP). The transcript is spliced from 3 exons. NCBI's taxonomy places the organism in Eukaryota, Metazoa, Chordata, Actinopteri, Perciformes, Percidae. The record is from RefSeq and is a predicted model, not a curated record. Gene Ontology annotation, cellular component: plasma membrane. Gene Ontology annotation, biological process: inflammatory response; positive regulation of cytosolic calcium ion concentration; adenylate cyclase-activating G protein-coupled receptor signaling pathway. Gene Ontology annotation, molecular function: prostaglandin F receptor activity. Bases 415 to 1524 code for a protein of 369 amino acids.